Messenger RNA from Drosophila persimilis, 758 nucleotides. It is a transcript of the gene Arfrp1, whose product is annotated as ADP-ribosylation factor-related protein 1. Gene Ontology annotation, cellular component: Golgi apparatus. The transcript is spliced from 3 exons. The coding region runs from base 97 to 699 and encodes 200 amino acids. NCBI's taxonomy places the organism in Eukaryota, Metazoa, Arthropoda, Insecta, Diptera, Drosophilidae. Gene Ontology annotation, molecular function: GTP binding; GTPase activity. Gene Ontology annotation, biological process: protein localization to organelle; intracellular protein transport; Golgi to plasma membrane protein transport. The record is from RefSeq and is a predicted model, not a curated record.
UAAUAGCGGCAGAGAGGUGCGACAGAGGCAGGCAGCUGUGACGACAGAGACAACAAAAUCAAAGUUAACAACAAUAAAUAAAUAGAACAAUUUACCAUGUACACACUCCUACACGGCUUUUACAAAUACUUCACACAAAAGGAUGAGUACUGUGUUGUGAUCCUCGGCCUGGACAAUGCUGGCAAAACGACGUACCUGGAGGCGGCCAAAACCAAGUUCACAAAGAACUACAAGGGCCUCAAUCCAACGAAAAUCACAACGACAGUUGGCCUUAACAUCGGCACCAUCGAUGUGCAGGGUGUGCGGCUGAACUUCUGGGACCUGGGCGGCCAGCAAGAGCUGCAAUCGCUGUGGGACAAAUACUAUCAAGAGUCGCACGGCGUCAUCUAUGUGAUAGACUCGAAUGACCGGGAGCGCAUGGACGAGUCAAAGGUCAUUUUUGAUAAAAUGAUCAAAAAUGAGCUGCUCUCGGGCGUGCCACUGCUCAUACUGGCUAACAAGCAGGAUCUGCCCGAUGUGAUGGGCGUGCGCGAGAUUAAGCCAGUCUUCCAGCAGGCGGGGGCCCUAAUCGGUCGCCGUGACUGCCUCACCAUACCCGUCUCAGCCCUAACCGGUGAGGGUGUGGACGAGGGCAUCAAAUGGCUAGUGGAGGCCAUCAAGCGGCAUGCUUUAGUACGGCCGCCGCGAGAGAACGAUUGAAAGAUGCAACGAAACACGCCGGAUGCAAUAGCCGGGCAGCAGCCUUAGAUAGUUAUAGC